Molecule: messenger RNA, 1543 nt
Organism: Vitis riparia (riverbank grape)
Lineage: Eukaryota; Viridiplantae; Streptophyta; Magnoliopsida; Vitales; Vitaceae
Product: eukaryotic translation initiation factor 2 subunit alpha homolog
Exons: 7
Coding region: 238-1272 (344 amino acids)
Cellular component (GO): eukaryotic translation initiation factor 2 complex; eukaryotic 48S preinitiation complex; eukaryotic translation initiation factor 2B complex
Molecular function (GO): RNA binding; ribosome binding; translation initiation factor activity
Source: RefSeq, a predicted model, not a curated record
UCACACUCGCCAGUCGAAGCCUCGAAGUACUUUUAUGAGUUUUAUCUCUUGGAUCAAACUGUGGUCGCUGAUGUUUGCCUCUGGCUGAUUGCUAGUCUCAUUUACAAAAUCGAAAUAAGUCAAAACCCUACCUUUAACGGCGAGGCAUCGUACAACUGUUAAAUUUAUCGCUCCCCAAACACUCCCAGAGAAAACCCUAGAAAUCCCGACAGAGCCGCAAUCCGCAAUCCCCAAUCCAUGGCGACGAACACGCCCAAUUUGGAGUGCCGCAUGUACGAAGCCAAGUACCCAGAAGUGGACAUGGCGGUGAUGAUUCAGGUCAAUAACAUCGCCGACAUGGGCGCGUACGUCUCGCUGCUCGAGUACAACAACAUCGAGGGUAUGAUCCUCUUCUCCGAGCUCUCUCGACGUCGGAUUCGAAGCGUGAGUAGCCUGAUCAAGGUGGGACGCAUCGAGCCUGUGAUGGUCCUUAGGGUUGAUAAGGAAAAAGGGUAUAUUGAUUUGAGCAAGAGGAGGGUUUCAGAGGAGGAUAUUCAGGCGUGCGAGGAGAGGUACAACAAGAGCAAGCUUGUUCACUCGAUUAUGCGGCAUGUUGCCGAGACGAUGCAGCUUGAUUUGGAGGAUUUAUACAUCCACGUCGGAUGGCCUUUAUACCGAAAAUAUGGUCAUGCUUUUGAGGCAUUUAAGAUAAUUGUGACUGACCCUGAUUCGGUUCUGAAUUCCCUCACUCGUGAAGUUAAAGAAGUUGGCCCUGAUGGACAGGAGGUGACAAAGGUGGUCCCUGCUAUAUCUGAGGAAGUGAAGGAUGCUUUGGUAAAGAAUAUUAGGAGAAGAAUGACUCCACAACCAUUGAAAAUUCGGGCUGAUAUUGAAAUGAAAUGUUUCCAGUUUGAUGGUGUGCUUCACAUUAAGGAAGCAAUGCGGAAAGCAGAAGCGGCGGGCAAUAAGGAUUGUCCAGUGAAAAUUAAACUGGUUGCUCCUCCGCUUUAUGUUCUUACUACUCAGACUCUUGACAAGGAGCAAGGAAUGUCAAUUCUCAAUAAUGCCAUUGCUGCUUGCACAGAAGAAAUUGAUCGCCAUAAAGGAAAGCUUAUCGUAAAGGAGGCACCCAGAGCUGUGAGUGAACGGGACGAUAAACUACUUGCUGAGCAUAUGGCUAAGCUAAGUCAUCAGAACGAGGAAAUCAGUGGCGAUGAAGGCAGUGAAGAAGAGGAAGACACUGGCUUGGGAGACAUUGAUGUAGAGAACUCAGGUCCUGGCAUAACAGACUGAGGAAUGCAGCAUAGUUGGUGAUGAUUUUAUCAAGUUCUUGAGAUCUUUUCUUUGUUAAUUUUUCACGUAGGUGUUUAGUGGUUGUAGAAAACCAACUUUCAAGUAAUUGUGUCAUUAAGAAAUUUUGUCAAAUUACAAAUUCAACGAGUUAUUUCUGAACCCGGGACCAACUUAUACAAUGUUGAACAUUUUUUUCCAGUUCAUUUGAGAAUGUACUCUCUUUUACUUGAGGAUUGUGUUUACUUCUGAAUGGAGCCUGUUGUGUAUUUGA